Molecule: messenger RNA, 297 nt
Organism: Aspergillus tanneri
Lineage: Eukaryota; Fungi; Ascomycota; Eurotiomycetes; Eurotiales; Aspergillaceae
Exons: 2
Coding region: 1-297 (98 amino acids)
Source: RefSeq, a predicted model, not a curated record
AUGGCCGAGGCUGAUACCAUCCACGGCGUCAAAGAGACGCGGAUAUCACAAAUAGUCCAUGGGGAAUUUGCCUACCCUGCAGCAGAAAGACGGCUGGAGCUGUGGGAUCAGUGCAGUCUGGAACUUCCGAUGCUUGUCAAAGAACCUUCCGAUUGGAAAGUGGGAUACCGCUCUAAGCCAGAGCGAAUGAUACUCGAAGUUGUGGAGGGAUUCCUGCCUAGGAAACCGUUGCGAGUCUUUUUUACUGGAAAGGAUAUCUCUGCGAAUCGACGGAAUCUCAGUGUAUACGAGCGAUGA